Molecule: messenger RNA, 1020 nt
Organism: Rosa rugosa (rugosa rose)
Lineage: Eukaryota; Viridiplantae; Streptophyta; Magnoliopsida; Rosales; Rosaceae
Exons: 1
Coding region: 138-812 (224 amino acids)
Source: RefSeq, a predicted model, not a curated record
AGUAUUUUGCAAUUGUCAAUGGUCAGGCAGAUGAAAUUAAAUCUCCAUGUUUUCUGAGAUUGGCCUUUGAACUAAUCCCUCAUCAGAAAUAAUUACUACUAGUCCCUUGGGAAAAUACUUGUCUAACCCCUAAUAUCAUGGAUCCCAUUCCCAUCAAGAUUCUGAAGUUUCAAGCAAUUCACAAGCACAAGAAGCAUCAAUAUCAGCCUUUGAGCAAUCACUUCUUUUAUUGUUUGGCAGCAUUAACUUGCAGUCUUUUUUGUUCUAGCCCUUUGUGGUUUCCUUCAUUUUUUUCUUCCAUGAAGGGUUUUUUCUUUGGUUUUGUGCCAAUGAUGAGCUCAAUCUUCUUGAGCUCCAAGUUUGUGUUCAUACUAGGCAACCUCAUUGUUGUUGCCCUUGUAGGAGAAUCCAAAAUCUUUUCCACAGUCUCUUCUCCACCUAAUAUUCAUGUUGAAUAUGAGGAAAGUAUCAAAAGGUGCCAAAGGUUUCAGCCCUCUUCAACCUACAAAGAGAAGGAACCUGAAGAGGUGAACUCUCUUGUUGAAGAAAGGGUAAUACUGAAGAACCCUCUUAUUGAAGAAAGGGUACUGAAGAUGAGCUCUUAUGGAGAUGGAGAUCAAGCUAUAGAAGGAAAAGGGUGUAAGGAACAAAGUAAGGAAUCAGUAGUGGAGGAGGUGAAAGAGGAUAUAGAUGACGAAGAUGAAGAGCUCAGUGUGCCUGAGGACCAGCAAUUCAACAAAAGAGCUGAUGAUUUCAUUGCAAGGGUCAAUGAAAGAAGGAGAUAUGAACUGCUACUUUGUAAUGGUGAAUAAAGGAAAUAAACUAGUUUAGAUUUAGGAGCACGUGGGGCCAUUGAGCUUCACAGUAGUAUUGCAUGCUCUUUAACAUUGUGAUGUUAAAGUGAAAGCAUCCGACCCAAAAUUCAUUGAUAAUGGGUGGAGAUGACCUAUGAUCUGUUAUUAUGUAAGACAGAGAGUUCCUCUUGUGGGAUUUCUGGAAGAACUCCUUUUGUUAUGUGUU